AAAGAUUAGAAAAAGCUCAAAUAAAUGUAAUGGAAAGAGAUAAAUUACCUCAGUCUAAUUUAAUUAGUACUGAAUCUUAUUUUGAAGAAGAAGAAACUGGCGAAGUUAAUGAUAGUGUUAGUACAGAUUCAGAACGACUUAAUAUAAAUGUCGCUCUAAAAACUCUUCGUCUACUUAAAGAUUACCCAACUAGGUGGAGCUCCACUUAUAGAUCUUGGAAAAGGCUUUUAAAAUUAAAGGAUGCAAUUAUAUGGUUAGAAGCUAAUUUAAAAAUUUCACGAAAUUCAGAUGAUAAAAAAGAUGGACAAAAUCUUGCUCAAUGUUUACCUGAUGAAGACGAAUGGAGGUUAAUUGAAGAAUUAGUUAAGGUCUUCAAGCCAUUCGACCAGGCUACUGAAGCCUUUAGUGCUGAAAAAUAUCCUACAUUGUCGGACGAUUUUAAUGAAGAAUAUGAACUUGAUAACAUUACUGAUGCGACACCUAUACAAUCUAUUUCUUCCACCAGUACUACUUCAACUAAUCGUUAUUUUGCAUCAAUAUUUGAUAAUAAUGAUGAUGAUAAUCUAUUAAAUAAUAAAAGCGGGUGA
Molecule: messenger RNA, 587 nt
Organism: Cetraspora pellucida
Lineage: Eukaryota; Fungi; Glomeromycota; Glomeromycetes; Diversisporales; Gigasporaceae
Source: the annotation of a GenBank genome assembly